Messenger RNA from Sorex fumeus (smoky shrew), 2034 nucleotides. RefSeq names its product thiamin pyrophosphokinase 1 (gene TPK1). The coding region runs from base 29 to 760 and encodes 243 amino acids. Gene Ontology annotation, biological process: thiamine metabolic process; thiamine diphosphate biosynthetic process. The transcript has 9 exons. Lineage: Eukaryota; Metazoa; Chordata; Mammalia; Eulipotyphla; Soricidae. Gene Ontology annotation, molecular function: thiamine binding; ATP binding; thiamine diphosphokinase activity. The record is from RefSeq and is a predicted model, not a curated record.
UCCCGCCGUCCCGGGCCAGCAGCCCGCGAUGGAGCGUGCCUUCACCCCGCUGGAGCCCCUGCUGCCCACCGGGACUUUGAAGUACUGCCUUGUGGUUCUGAACCAGCCUUUGAACACAUGUUUCCGUCAUCUUUGGAAGAAAGCUGUUUUAAGAGCCUGUGCUGACGGAGGUGCCAACCGCCUGUAUGAUGCCACAGACGGAGAAAGAGAGAGCUUUUUGCCUGAAUUCAUCAGUGGAGACUUUGAUUCCAUUAGGCCUGAAGUUAGAGACUACUAUACAGUUCAGGGAUGUGAGCUUAUUUCAACCCCUGAUCAGGAUCACACUGACUUUACCAAAUGCCUUCAAGUGCUCCAGAAGAAGAUAGAAGAAAAAACCCUCCCGGUCGAUGUGAUUGUGACCCUGGGUGGACUGGCUGGACGUUUUGACCAGAUCAUGGCCUCUGUGAACACCCUGUUCCAAGCGACCACCAUCACCCCUUUGCCAAUCAUAAUGAUCCAAGAGGAAUCUCUCAUCUACCUGCUCCAGCCAGGAAAGCACAAAUUGCGUGUGGACACUGGCCUGGAGGGCUCCUGGUGUGGCCUCAUUCCUGUGGGACAGCCGUGCAACCAUGUCACGACAACGGGCCUCAAGUGGAACCUCACAAACCACAUGCUUGGUUUUGGGACCCUGGUCAGCACUUCGAAUACCUAUGACGGAUCUGGCGUUGUGACCGUGGAAACGGACCGCCCGCUCCUCUGGACCAUGGCCAUCAAACACUGACCCCAGCCCGACGGCCUUCUGCCUAUGCCAGAGACUUACCUCAUUUGCAAAUGGCUUGCCGCUCUACAAAAACACUUCGCCUUGGGGUUCAGAAAGCCCAGCCACCCUGUGGAAGCCCCGUAGUUUUCAGUUUACAUUUAGAUGAUCCAGGUAACUCUAGAAAGGACACACCUUCACUUUCCGAGUGGAAAGGGUAGGAUGGUGAUCGAUGUUUGCCAAGUGAGGAGGCUGUAUUACCUCCAGUUGGAAAAUCUCAGGGGGCGUCUUUCUGCUGUGAAAGUCAGUACUGAUUAUCCUUCCACUGUUAAUCAUUCCACAUAUCCUGGGGAAUUAUUUUAAUUCUGAGCCCAGAAAGCUCUGCUGAGAUGCACUGCUAUCCCCCAUCCAAUGUUCCCACCCGUCCUUAAAUGCUUGACACCAAGGCCCACUGCUGGGUGACUGUGAUUUUCUUCUUCCCUCUGAGGUCGAAAAAAGAAGUCCAUCUAGAUUGGGAUGCUACAAUCGCAACAUUUCACCCAGGCCUUACCGCUGCAUUUAAAUGUGCUUCUCCCUCUUAAAAAAAAUAAGAACAAUUGAGCUAAUCAUUACAUUGGGAAAUAAGGUAGCCUAACAUGCAAGAGAACGAACGGGAGAUGGGAUGGGGGAUUAGUGACAGCAUGAGGCCUUAGUGAAUCCACGGGUACAAUCACGUUCCUCACCCGCACACGCUAGGCAGAAAGUGUGGUGCGGAGGAAACCAAAAUUUCCAAAUUCAUUUCAGCCCGACAUCUGUCAAACCGAAUCCACUUCUGAUGGUUCACAGAUUAUAAGUUAAUGCAGAUGGUCAGAACAUGAGUUUGACAGUCUCAGGAGGGUCAGUGGGUUGAGGGAGUUUCAAAGCUCAGGUCCCCGUCCCAGGCCAGCCAUUCACCUGAGUUCCUGAACCCCUUUCUUUGGGUGGGAAAAUGCCCUGGCUUAAUGGGGCGUAAUGCCCUACCCACGGGGCCAUCUGGACACUUAGCUACUGACCCAGCGGGUUUGGCCACCUGGACACAGAGUGUUCACGUUGCUGUUCUCGCGAGACUCUCUUGACUAUCCUACCCGUCUCUACCCAAUUACCAACCCAAUGUUGCCAUAUAGCCCACGGGGGAGAGGACCCUCCCCAGCGUGCUGCUAAGCAGAUGAUGCCACGGAGCUCUGAGGAGAGGGACCAGCAGCUUUUUCUUUCCCUCCUGGUGCUCUAAGGUGCUGCGUCGGACUGUCGUGUGAAUGGAAACCAAAGCGGGAUCAGUGGAA